Molecule: messenger RNA, 2138 nt
Organism: Osmia lignaria (orchard mason bee)
Lineage: Eukaryota; Metazoa; Arthropoda; Insecta; Hymenoptera; Megachilidae
Product: GATA zinc finger domain-containing protein 1
Biological process (GO): chromatin organization; regulation of DNA-templated transcription
Cellular component (GO): nucleus
Molecular function (GO): zinc ion binding; sequence-specific DNA binding
Source: RefSeq, a predicted model, not a curated record
GAUAACGUCGAAGAGUAUAUUAAAAUAUAAGACCCUCGUUAAAAGAAUAAUACAUGUUUUAUUUAAAUAAAAUUCGGUUUAAAUGCUAGGGACUUUGUAUUGCGAACACACUGAUUAGUACUAUCUUCUCAUCAGCUGAUAAAGUUCCCAAUGUCAAAAUGAUAUGCAGUGGAAUCCAAUCGACAAAAAGAUCGAGGAGCAGAUUGAAGGGGACAUUUAUCGGUUGACUAUCCAUGAAUAAACAAUUAAUGAAAUCGAAUUAAAUAAAAUUCGAUGCCUCUCGGCAGCAAACCUGAAUGUGUCAAGUGUGGGACUCGUGAGACCCCGCUUUGGCACUCAACCGAAGCCGGUAACCUUUGUAAUACUUGUCUUGAAGAUGAGAGAAAUUCAGAAGUAAAUUUAAAUCCAAAAAAUGAAGAGGAAGAUAAAGGAGGAUCGCUUAAACCUACUAGAAGAAGUACAAGAAUAACAAGAUAUUGCAAUUCAAAACCAAUUUCGCACAAAAUUGUGCCUAAAGGAAAAGGACGAAGGAAUUUAUUCAAAAAAACUCCAGUGAAAGCACCAACUGCUACAGCAACUCCAGUCACAAGUAAUUAUGUGUUUUAUAAAGGCACUUACUUUCAAGUGGGUGAUGUAGUUUCUAUGCAAGAUAUUGAUGGUGGAAUUUAUUAUGCACAAAUUCGUGGUUUACUCACAGAUCAGUACUGCGAAAAAAGUGCUGCUGUUACUUGGCUUCUUCCUACUACAGCAAGCCCACCGCCUGAUGAAGGGUUCAGUCCUGAGACAUACAUUAUAGGUCCAGAGGAAGAUCUUCCACGUAAAUUGGAAUGCAUGGAAUUUGUAAUGCAUGCUCCAUCAGAUUAUUAUAAACUAAAAAAUACACCAUAUCCACCAUCGCUUACAGAAAGAGGCACUGGAUACAUAUGGACUACGCUUAGAAAUGAAAUUUCUACAUUUAAAAAGUAAAUUUAAUUUUAUGAAAUAUUUAUUUUAAGUCUCUUUUUAAUCUUUCUGUUUAAUUUCAUUAAAAUAUACAAAUUUCGUUUGAACCAAUAAUCUACAACUGAUUAAAAUGCACCUAAAUUUGUCUGAUACCUCUUUAAAAAUAAAAACUGUUAUAUGUUACUAUAAUGUUUAUUACAUAUUUCUUUGAUACAAUAUAACAUUAUUUAAUAUCUUUAAUAACUGGAUGGAAAUGUUCACAAAUGAGAUAACAUUAAAUAUACUGCUUUGGAUAUAGCAAUGAAAAUGCACUUUUAUGGUUUAUACUACAAUGGUAAUAUUUAUUAUUUUUUUUUAAUAUAUAGAAAUAAUAUUGCAUCUUUCAUAAAAUAUUAGUAUUUUUAAAAUCAUGAAGUAGUUUUACUUUUCUCUUUACAUAAUAAGAGUUAAUAGUUUGAAACAUUUUAGAUCCUUGUUCUUAAAAUCAAAUAUAUUUUGUUAAUCUUCACAAUAGGAGCCCUUGUCACUUUGUACAUGGUUCUUAUAAGUCAUAAGAACCAAUAUAAUCUUCACGUUUAAUUCUGGUACUGUUGAGAUGUAAUACAUGAAGAGUUUGUAGGCAGUAUUGGUGCAUUCUCAUUUGUUUGAAGAGGGGAGAAAAAAACCCUUGUGGUGUCACUUGUAUUUGGAAUUGUAGGUGAAAUCAGUCAGCUUGGAGCCAACGACGUAACGGCUGGUCAGAAUUUGAGAUCUUUUAUGGCCUGUGGCAGAUCAGGCAACUUCAUAUCCUUUAUCUGCUGUGGUAUAUUCAUAUUCUUGACAGCAGAAACAGCUCGCGCCGGCGCUGCUGUGAUUCCUGCCUGCACAUACCAUAUGGAUGGAAAAAAUGGAAAACGGAUCAAUUUAAAGGAUUUUUUUUUUAAACUUAAAUUUAUUAGUAAUAGAAGUAAAGACAAAUGAGUAGCUACGCAAUACAUAUUUUAUUUCUUAGAGCAUGGCGACGUAUACAUUUGCAUUAAGGCACUGUUACCGAGCAGACAUUUACAAACAAUAGCACCAUCAUGCGUGUUAUGAGUAUUUAUUUUGUAAAACUAAGAAAGAUUUAUGUUUUGAGAUUCUUGGUGAAAAAAAAGAAAUCACAGAUAAAUUGUAUAAAGGAAUGAAAGUGUACAAAAUGAUUUGAUUUUUUUUUUUUU